Molecule: messenger RNA, 855 nt
Organism: Penicillium angulare
Lineage: Eukaryota; Fungi; Ascomycota; Eurotiomycetes; Eurotiales; Aspergillaceae
Product: SDR family NAD(P)-dependent oxidoreductase
Exons: 2
Coding region: 1-855 (284 amino acids)
Molecular function (GO): oxidoreductase activity
Source: RefSeq, a predicted model, not a curated record
AUGACUUGCGACAUAACGGCCGAGCCUCCUUCGCGCUCUUUAAAAGGAAAAGUUGCCAUUAUAACAGGUGCAGGGUGCCUGGGUGACGGAAUCGGCAAUGGUCGCGCAAUUUCAAUCCUCCUAGCGGAUGAUGGUUGUGACGUGGUUUGUUUAGAUUUGAGUUUGGAGUGGGCAGACACAACGGUCAACAUGAUAAACUCCAAGCCAGGCCGCGGACGGGCAAUUUCCUUUCAAGCAGACGUCACCUCCGAAAGCGACUGUCAAAGAGCAGUGCAGAUCGCAGUGGACAAGUUCGGUCGUCUUGACAUCCUAGUUAAUAACGUCGGCAUUGGGGGUGCUGCAGGAACCGCAGUAGAAGUGGAAAUGACUGAGUGGGCUAAAGGCAUGGAAGUGAAUGUCUCAAGUAUGGUUCAAAUGGCCAAGUUCGCAAUCCCAGCUAUGAAAAGAAACGAAGGAGAAAGCAAGGGGAGUGUCGUGAAUAUGGGUAGUGUUGCUGGAUUGAAAGGUGGCACGCCGCAUCUGCUUUAUCCAACUGCUAAAGGCGCAAUUGUCAAUAUGACGCGUGCAAUGGCUGCACAUCAUGCCACGGAUGGUAUUCGAGUCAACUGUGUUUGUCCAGGAAUGUUAUACACACCUAUGAUGUACGGCAAAGGUAUGAGUGAAGAAGCACGAGAGGCAAGACGCAAGCGCAGUUUAUUGGGUACUGAGGGGAACGGAUGGGAUUGUGCUGGUGCAGUAGCAUUCUUGGUGGGGCCCCAUGCGCGUUGGAUCACAGGUGUUAUUCUUCCGGUUGAUGCAGGUACCACCGCAGCAGUAGGCAUUGGCAUGACCAAGAGUGCUAGCGUAAAUGGAUAA